Gekko japonicus is the source of this 420-nucleotide messenger RNA. It is a transcript of the gene APOM, whose product is annotated as apolipoprotein M. Gene Ontology annotation, molecular function: lipid carrier activity; phospholipid binding. The transcript is spliced from 4 exons. Lineage: Eukaryota; Metazoa; Chordata; Lepidosauria; Squamata; Gekkonidae. The coding region runs from base 1 to 420 and encodes 139 amino acids. Gene Ontology annotation, biological process: cholesterol efflux; high-density lipoprotein particle clearance; high-density lipoprotein particle assembly. The record is from RefSeq and is a predicted model, not a curated record. Gene Ontology annotation, cellular component: high-density lipoprotein particle; very-low-density lipoprotein particle; low-density lipoprotein particle.
AUGCAGAGCCUGUGGUCCCUUCUCCUGUACCUGUGUGGGCUCCUGGCAGAUGCCUUCUCCCUGUGUGAGACGCCAGCGAAGCUUCAUGCCAAUGAGCUGGACCGAGACCAGUACUGUGGCACAUGGUUCUUCAUAGCGGCAGCUUCGUCAUCUCCCUCUUCUCUGGAGACCUUCACCACUGCUGACGGCAUCAUGUUUCGUAUGACCCAGAGCAACGACCCAGAGCGGCUGCAGCUGAGAGCUGCCAUCCGACUGAAGACAGGCCAGUGUGUUCCCCGGUCAUGGAUCUACUUGCUUACGGAGCAGAGUGCUGAUCUGGCUACAGAAGGCCGGCCCCACAUGCAGACGGAGUUGUUCUCUGCUGACAAGGUACCAGUGUACGGCCCAGCACUGUUCCCUUGGUGCAGAAGCCCACGGUAG